Molecule: messenger RNA, 1026 nt
Organism: Striga hermonthica
Lineage: Eukaryota; Viridiplantae; Streptophyta; Magnoliopsida; Lamiales; Orobanchaceae
Source: the annotation of a GenBank genome assembly
AUGGAUCACGCGGCGGAUGCGCACCGGACGGAUUUGAUGACGAUAACGCGUCACGUGCUCAACGAGCAGUCAAAGCACCCCGAGUCGCGAGGGGAUUUCACCAUUUUGCUCAAUCACAUCGUCCUUGGGUGCAAGUUUGUUUGCUCUGCUGUUAACAAGGCUGGUCUGGCUAAACUUAUAGGACUUGCUGGCGAGACCAACGUGCAGGGCGAAGAGCAGAAGAAACUAGACGUUCUCUCGAAUGAAGUUUUCGUCAAGGCAUUAGUCAGUAGCGGCCGAACUUGCAUACUUGUCUCUGAAGAAGAUGAAGAGGCGACAUUCGUUGACCCCCCUAAGCGUGGAAAAUACUGUGUUGUGUUCGACCCAUUGGACGGGUCUUCCAAUAUCGACUGUGGUGUUUCAAUUGGAACUAUCUUUGGCAUAUAUGCGAUCUUUGAUGGGCACGACCCGAAACUGGAAGAUGUGUUGCAGCCCGGGAAGAACAUGUUAGCAGCAGGCUAUUGCAUGUACGGGAGCUCUUGCACGUUUGUGUUGAGCACUGGAUCUGGAGUUAAUGGGUUCACUCUCGAUCCAUCUCUUGGAGAAUUCAUACUGACUCAUCCAGAUAUUAAGAUCCCGAAAAAGGGCAAAAUUUACUCUGUUAAUGAAGGAAAUGCCAAGAACUGGGAUGGUCCAACAGCAAAGUACGUGGAAAAAUGCAAGUAUCCGAAAGAUGGAUCACCGCCAAAAUCAUUAAGAUACAUUGGAAGCAUGGUAGCUGAUGUUCACCGUACAUUGCUUUACGGAGGCAUAUUUUUGUAUCCAGCUGAUAAAAAGAGCCCGAAUGGAAAAUUGAGGGUCCUCUAUGAAGUUUUCCCCAUGUCGUUUUUGAUGGAACAAGCAGGCGGACAGGCGUUUACCGGAAAGCAAAGGGCACUUGAUUUGGUUCCUACAAAGAUACACGAGCGUUCACCGAUAUUCCUCGGUAGCUAUGACGAUGUCGAGGAGAUCAAAGCAUUGUAUGGUGGUGCUGAAGAGCAGAAAUAA